This is a messenger RNA of Hemisphaericaspora subhashii, 4323 nucleotides long. RefSeq lists its product as uncharacterized. The record is from RefSeq and is a predicted model, not a curated record. Gene Ontology annotation, biological process: protein localization to nuclear inner membrane; transcription-dependent tethering of RNA polymerase II gene DNA at nuclear periphery; protein import into nucleus. Gene Ontology annotation, cellular component: nuclear pore inner ring; nuclear pore. Bases 1 to 4323 code for a protein of 1440 amino acids. Lineage: Eukaryota; Fungi; Ascomycota; Pichiomycetes; Serinales; Debaryomycetaceae. The transcript has a single exon. Gene Ontology annotation, molecular function: structural constituent of nuclear pore.
AUGGUAUUCCUGGUUUCUAAUGGAAUUGGGAGUAACACUAAUAGUACAAUUAAACCUAAUGGGAUUGGUUCUGGUUCUAGAUUUAUAUCUCCCACUUUGAAAUCAAAGGAAUCAACCACUGCAACCACCACAUCCACUACCAGUUCUUUACAAUUCCAUCAAGAUAGUUCGGCUAGGGGGCAAUUAUCAAGAAGGUUUGUUCAACCAAUAGGAUUUGAAGCUAAAGAAGUCAAUUAUAAAAUAAAUGUGCCUGAUUUCGCAAAUUUACCGCCGUUGGAAUUAGGUUCUAGAUUCAUUACUGAUUUAAAUAGGAUUGAUUCAUCAAUACCUCAUGAUAUAUUCUAUUCAGAAACUGUAAGUAAAACAGAAUCUGCAAAUCUAUUAAUAAUAAAACUAAUACUUUUACCAAAUUUUCUAAAAAGUUCUAAUGAAAAAGUAAGUCAAUUAGAUUUACCUGAUCGUUUCUUUGAAGAAUAUAAUUCAACUGAGUGUGUGACAAAAAUUGGUUUAUUUCCUGAAGUUGAAAGAACUUGGAUUGUUAUUGAUAAUAAAUUGGUAUUGUGGAAUUAUAACCUCCCACAAUCAUCAUUCAAUAGGGCUGCUCAAUUCCUUACUAUUGAUCAAAUUAGACAUACCAUCUUAACUGUAAAAUUAGUUAAACCUAAAAAGGGAGUCUUUCUAGAUGAAAUCAACUAUUUAUUAUUGGUUUCAACCACUGUGGACAUUCAUAUAUUCAUCAUUAAAUAUGAUAAAGCAUUAAAUAAUUUGGAAAUUUUCAAUCCAGAUUUAUCUGUUUCAACUCAAGGACUUAUUGUUAAUAACUUUACAGUCAACCCAAAAACUAAUGAUAUAUAUUUUAGUGGAGAAGGUGAUGGAAUAAAUAUAUGGCGUUUGGAUUAUUCAAACAAGUCUAGUUUUAUUAAGAAUAAAUGUGACAAAAUUUGUUUAACUAAAGGGGGAUUUUCAAGCGUCAUUCCAAGUAAGAUUCCUGGUCUUGAUUUAUUCAAUGCAAGCACAGCUCCUUCCAGCAGUACUAGUAGUGGUGAUAUCCCUGCAGCCAAUGUGCCGGAAAGUAUUGUACAAUUGGAAGUAGAUGGCGAAAGAGAUAUUUUAUAUUCAUUGUCUAAUAAAUCUGUUAUUAGAGUUUAUAAACUUCAACCUAAACAAGAACAACUUACAGAAGGCAGUAGAUUAACUCCAACUCAAAUAUUCAAAUCUGCAUCUACUAUCUUUGUAGAUGCUAGUAAUUUCAAAGUCUUUGAAAGAUUUAAAAUAAUUAGCAUUCAUGGGAUCUCGCCACAAGAGUCAACUUCAAUUCAAUUAAUUGCAGUCACUAGUAAUGGUUGUCGUAUGUUACUUAAGCUUGGAUCAACAUCUACAUUUAGUUCUUUGCUUUCAACUCCAUUUUCCGCGGCAAAUGCAUUAAGAUUGAACUUGGUAAACAUUAAAUUUCCUCCAUCCAGAGAAGUACCCAAAAUAAAUAAUGAACUUGAUUCAUUCACCAGGGAUAGACAAUAUAUGUCUCAAUUGAUUGCCAACCAACAAAAGUCAACAUUAUUAAAGAAUACCAAGAUUGCCAAGAUUAUUAGUCCAGGCGUAUUCAUUUGUGUUAAAAAGACAAAGAGAUCUGAUAGAUUAUUCAUAGCCACUUCUAAUUAUGGAUAUUUAAAGAAGAAUAACAAAUUAGUUGAAGAUGCUGAAUUUAUGAAAUAUACUGCCAGCGAAGACGCACCAUUUACAUAUAUCCAAGAUAUUGUACAAUUGACACCUUCCAUGAAUGCUACAAAUACUCCAAAUGGUUAUGCAAACAUCUUGGCCAGUCAAUACACAAAACAACCAUUGAAGUUUGCUGUUUUGACUAAUUUUGGGAUCGCGAUAUAUCAAUUUAAAACUUCUGAUCAAAUCAUAAAAUCAUUAAAGGAAGAAGUUAUCGAAAAUUACAUUGAAGAAAAUGGAUAUGAAGAAACUUGUUCAGCAUUAUUAUACUUAGCAUGUUCAUAUGGACAUUAUAGUUCCAGUGAUCUUUUUAAAAGAAAGGCACAGAUUUUGUUUUCAACUUGUGGGAAUGGUGCAAGAUUAAUUGAUACUUCACAGUUAACUCAAACUAAUCCAUUAAUUCCACAUCAACAGCAAUUGGCAAGCAUUGGAAGUAAUCUUCAUCCUACAGUGAACCAGGUUGUGCUUAGUGAUAGAUUCUAUGGGACUUGUUUAUUAAUUGCUAGAUUACUUCGAGAUUUCUGGGGUAUGAAAGUGUUUAGUCCCUUGCCUCAUAUUAAGAUUACUCCUAGUGGAGAUAUUGAAGUUGCAAGUAUAAAGGAAGGAAAUCUUUUGAUUAAAGGUUUGAAUAUUGACAAGAAACAAGCCGAAUAUUUUAUUGGUUCAAUUAUUGUAUUGAUUGAUUUUUUUAUGGAAAAUGGAACUAAUAUUCAAGGAUUGAAUGCACCUAAUUAUAGUUCUGAUCCUAAUCAAUUCGAAAAUGAAGUUUGUUUAAGAGCUGAACAUAUUGCAUUUACUUCAAUUAUCAAGUCAUUGAAUUCCAUGAAGGAAGCACUUUCAUUCUUGAUGGUUUUGAUUGAAGAGAUUCAAUUUAAUCAAUCUAAUUUUAAUGAAAUUUUUGAAUUCUUGUCAUUAACAAAUCAAGCAAAUCUUUUAUGUUUAACUUUUAAGGAUUUAUUAUUACCAAAUAGGGAAGUUAAGAACUUGGUUAAAGAUUUAUUAUCCUCAAUUAUUAAUAAGAACAUUUUAAAAGGUGGGUCGAUUGAUUUAAUUGCUUCUUCUUUACAAACUAGAUGUGGAUCUUUCUGUUCAACUGACGAUGUAUUUAUAUUUAAGGCAAUUGAAAAUUUAACCCGAGCUAAAAAGAUUGGUUCAAGAGAUAAUGAUUUAAAAGUAAAAUGUUUACAAAAUGCAGUAUUAUUAUUUGAAGAAGCAUUUGAAUCUUUAACUAUAGAGAAUAUUGAAAAUUCUAUUAAUAUAAUGUUGGAACUUGAAUAUUAUGCAGGAGCAGUCGGCAUGUUAUUAAAUAUUGCACAAAAGAUUGGAAAUAAUUCAAAGGUACCCCACAAUCUUAACUUUAACCAAAUUGGUGAAGCUACGAUAAAACCAAAUAAGGACGCUGAAGAGAUUUCCAAAAAGAAAACUAAGAUGUAUGAACUAAUUUUUGAUGUUUUAACCAAGAUUGAUUUACGUGCUUUAAAAAUAACCGAAACUAAUAAUCAACUUUUAAUUAAUGAAUUUUUGGAAACAAGAGAUUCUGCUUAUGAAACUUGUUUUGCAUCUGCUGAUAAGAAUUUCCAUUAUGCAUUCUACGAUUGGUUUAUUAGACAAGGAGUAAGUGAAAGACUUUUAGAAAUUACAACUCCGUUUAUCUUAUCAUUUUUGGAAGAAAAAUCGGAAAACAACUUAGCGUUAAGUGAUUUACUUUGGUUAUAUCAUGCCAAACGAGAAAACUAUUUUGAUGCGGCCAAGAUCUUAUAUGCAUUAUCAAUAUCUGAAUUCAAAUUAGAAUUAAAUCAAAGAAUUGAAUAUCUUUCAAGAGCAAAUGGAUUCUGCAAUUGUGUUUGUCCACCAAAUUUAAGACAAAAGAUGAUUCAACUCUCAACUGUCAUACAAGAAUUAUUUGAUGUUGCUAAUAUUCAAUUGGAUAUCUUGACUAGAAUUAGACAAGAUUCAAGAAUUAAUACUGAAAAUAAACAAAUCGCAGUUGAGGCAUUAAAUUUCAAGAUUUUAUCAAUUAGCGAUUUAUUCAAUACAUAUACUGAUCCAUUAGGUUAUUAUGAUCUUUGUUUACUAGUUUUCAAGAUUUCUGAUUAUAAGAAUUCUGAUGAUAUUUUGAAAAGAUGGGAAUUAUUCUUUGAGAAAUUAUUCCAUGAAUUCAUGGUUGAUCAUAAUGCCAAAGAUCCAUUUUAUGUCCUUAUGAAUGAAGCAUUUAUACCUUGUGGAUCUAAGUUAUCUUCCAAUGAUUUGGUAUUUCCAAUAGAUGAGUUAAUUAAAUUGAUGUGUAAGUAUUUACAAGAGGCUGUUGAAGAAAAUCCAGUUACCCAAAAGUUACCAAAGGGUGUAGUUGUUGAUAUGUUCGUUAAAUCAGGUGUAAGUUAUGAAAGAAUAUAUUAUGUGAUGAAAUCAUUAAUAGAACAUAAUACUUUUGAAGUAUAUCCAGGUUUUACCAAUGAUUUAAGGAUUAAUGAAAUGACAUAUUUGAUUAAGACUUGGUAUAGUGAUGAUAAGAAACUUAGAGAAUUGAUUCCAACUGAAAAGAUUGUUAAUUUCAAUGAAUAUACACUUGACAAUGAUCCAGUUAGUGAAUAUUUACAAAGACUGUAA